This is a messenger RNA of Zychaea mexicana, 2126 nucleotides long. RefSeq lists its product as uncharacterized. Gene Ontology annotation, molecular function: protein binding. Bases 72 to 2090 code for a protein of 672 amino acids. The record is from RefSeq and is a predicted model, not a curated record. NCBI's taxonomy places the organism in Eukaryota, Fungi, Mucoromycota, Mucoromycetes, Mucorales, Lichtheimiaceae. Gene Ontology annotation, cellular component: NuA4 histone acetyltransferase complex. The transcript is spliced from 6 exons.
ACCACAUACAACCACUCGUCGGAACGCGUUUCUUUUGCUUCAGCAGCACUUUACAUAACACGACGACAGAAAUGGCAUCAACUGCCGAAUGGACCGUACUGGAGAAACUACUUCUAGCUCAGGCUGUCUAUAAGUUUGGCGAAGAUAACUGGUUCCAGAUCGCACGCAAUCUUAAGCAGCACAGCAUGUUGGAUCGACAACCCGAGUUUUUCAAUCAAAAAAAUUGCUCACUACAAUACUACUUAUUGAUUGAAGAUCUUGAAAAUGAAAAACGACAGACAAAGUCGAGUGCCAGUGCUACGGCACAGGACAUGCCACCAGUGGUCAAGUUAGCCAAACAGCUUUAUAUUCAACGUAUCGAUGAAUUAAAAAGGGCGAUCAAACAAGACGAUGUGAAAUUCAUGCAAUUGAUUGGUGAAAUUGAAGAGAUUCGUGCUGGCAAAUGGGACGCGAAACUAGGGUCCCAAGUCGAAGAGAUUGAAGAAACUACUAUUACUCCACAAGAAACUACGGCUACUGUACAACAAGCAGAAUUUCAGCAACAACAACAACAGCAGCAGCAAGAAUCAUUAUCAUCCUCAGAAAAGUCAGAGAAAGGAAAAGAAGAUGAACCGAAAGCAGAAGUGAAAGAAACUUCAUCACAAGCAGUAUCUCCCACGUCAGAAGCAGCAACCCCUACCAUGACUACAUCCUCCGUAACUUCUACCACACCUACUACUACAAUGGCACCAGCUACCAGCACUAUAGAUGUACAAUAUACCCCAGCCCGAACAUCUGCUGAAACAACCGCCCAAUCACUUACGCAAAGCGCAGAUAUUAUGGAAGUAGUAUCAGAAAUACCACCGUCAUCCCAACCAAAAGCUGAAGCCUCUACAGUAGAAGCAAUGAGUACAACACCCCCACAGCAAGUGGUACAGACACCAACGCCUGAGCAAGAAAAAGUACCGACACCUGUAGAAAAGGUGGAACCGAUGGAGGUUGAUACACGAGAACCCGAGGCUACCAUGGUACCUUCAGUAGUUGAGGAAACGGCAGCGCCUGCACAAGCACUCCAGCAUGAGCCACAUGUCACAGCACAGCCUACAGUUUCGCCGCCGUUGCCCCAGCAUCAAAGUGAUACGACAGGUCAACAAAAACCAACUACACCUGCAAUGAGCGCUUCACCACAAUCAGACACCAGCUACCAAUCCGCCCUGGAAGCCACACCCGCCGCGACACUUGUCCAACCUGCAACACUCGACGAAAGUACAGUAACCACUGACCAGCAAGCCGCUUUACCGCCAGGAGAGCCAGCGGCAGCACUCCCCUCUGAAGGCGAAAAACGUAAGCUCGAGGAUUUUGAAAUGACUGAAAACUAUAAUGAUGAACAACAAGCAACCAAACGCCAACGUCUUGAGCAGCCUUCUAAGGAAUCAACAGCCGAAUAUCAAGACAACGAAGGCUCUCAGGAACAACUUGGAUCCGCAGCUGCCACAUCCUUGUCCGCAGAUGAAGAACGUAUAAAGACAGAACCAUCAUCAGAGCCCAAAUCUCCUGAGGCGAUGAAUUUGAAAUCACCCGAAGGCCCUUUAUCGGUAAUGAGUGGGGCGGAUGCUGAAGGAACAGAAAGUGUUACCGGCAGCGAAAGCAAUGCACCGACCCCCACAUCUUCUUCUGAUAAACGCAAGAGCAAAGAUGAACAACGGCAGCAAAAGUCUUGGCAAAAGAACAUCAAUCUCCUGUGGCGCGAAAUAGCGAAUCACAAGAAUGGAGCCAUGUUCAUGAACCCAAUCAAGGAAGCAACUGCACCUCUGUACUACGAAGUCGUCAAGCAUCCUGUUGACCUCAAGACCAUCAAGAACAGAAUCAGAGAUGGGGCGAUAAAAACCACUGUUGAAUUUGAACGGGACAUCGUCUUGAUGCUGACCAACUCUUUAAUGUACAACAAAGAGGGCACCGAGAUAUACCAGAUGGCAUUGGAGAUGCUUGAAGAUGUGAACGAACAAUUGAAACUGUUCAAAACCGCAGAUAGUAAUUCGUCAACAACGACAACGCAUACUCGAAAGGCAUCCACAGUAGCUAAAGAUCGACGAAAGAGCGUAGCCGAGUAGUGAUGAUGACGAUAUUAAAUAAAAGAUCGUGUGCAC